This is a messenger RNA of Quercus robur (English oak), 4372 nucleotides long. Its product is annotated as disease resistance protein RUN1-like. Bases 230 to 3490 code for a protein of 1086 amino acids. Gene Ontology annotation, molecular function: protein binding; ATP hydrolysis activity; ADP binding. Gene Ontology annotation, biological process: signal transduction; defense response. The record is from RefSeq and is a predicted model, not a curated record. The transcript is spliced from 6 exons. NCBI's taxonomy places the organism in Eukaryota, Viridiplantae, Streptophyta, Magnoliopsida, Fagales, Fagaceae.
GAAGAGGAGGGCGGCUACUUGCACACAAACACUAUAAUAAAAUGAAUUGUUGACUAUCUUUCUCAUAGUGCCUGCCAGUUAAAAUACAGAGAAUCUCAAUCCUAAUUUGCAAAUUCAUCGAUAGACACUAAAAUUCUCUUAUUUUUGUUCCUAUAUUCUCCAACUCUGUUAACAUUCUCUGGUUAUCUGGUACAUCGUUUUACAAGCUGGUGAAUUUCCAGUUGCUUCCAUGGCCACUCAAAUAGCUUCCUCUUCCUCUUCCUCUUCCUCUUCCUCUUCUUCUUCUUGGAAAUAUGAUGUCUUCCUUAGUUUUUGCGGUUUUGACACCCGCAAGACUUUUACAGACCAUCUUUAUACUGCUUUGAAACAGAAAGGUAUUAUCACCUUUAGGGAUGAUGAGGAACUUGAGCGAGGAAAAUAUAUUUCUGCAGAACUCUUGAAAGCAAUAGAAGAGUCCAAGUAUGCGAUCGUUGUUCUCUCACCAAACUACGCUUCUUCAAGGUGGUGCUUGAUUGAACUAGCAAAGAUUGUUGGAUGCAUGAAGGUGAUCGGGUUGACAGUUUUGCCGGUAUUUUACCAUUUGGAUCCCUCUGAUGUACGGAACCAGAUGGGAACUCUCGUUGAAGCCUUUGCUAAACAUGAAAAAGAUCCUAAGGUCAGCACUGAAGAUGUACAAGCAUGGAAAGGUGCUUUGAAAGAAGUGGGCAAUAUCUCCGGAUGGCAUUUACAUGAUAGGCAUGAAUCAAUAGUUAUCCAAGAAAUUCUUAAAAGCAUAUUUACUGAAUUGAAUUGCAAAUUCUCAAGUACUGAUUCUAAGGACCUUGUUGGAAUAGACUCCCGUGUGAAAGAAAUGUUGGAUCUAUAUUUGAAUGAAGGGUUGAGUAGUGUUCGCUUUGUAGGGAUUUGCGGGAUGGGAGGAAUGGGUAAAACAACUCUCGCAGAAGAAAUUUAUAAAAAAAUUUCUAGUAACUUUGAAACUAGCAUCUUUAUUGCUAAUAUUAGAGAAGAAACUAAAAAUCAAUGUCUAGUUUCUUUACAAAAACAACUUCUUUCUAAAAUCCUUAUGGAAAGCAAGAUAAACAUAUGGGAUGUUCGUGAGGGAGUCAAUCUUUUAGGGAACAGAUUACGUAAUAAGAAGGUUCUUAUUGUUCUUGAUGAUGUGGACAGAGAAGAACAACUAGAAGCAUUAGCAGGGAAACAUGAUUGGUAUGGUCUAGGGAGUAGAAUUAUUGUAACAAGUAGAGAUAGCCAUUUGUUGAGAAGACAUGGAAUGGAUGAUAUAUAUAUAGCUAAAGGGUUGAAUGAUGAUGAAGCUUUGGAGCUUUUUAGUUGUAGAGCUUUCAAGAAACCCCAUCCUGAGGAAAAUUAUGGGGAUUUGUCUAAGGAUUUUGUGAAUUAUGCUAAUGGCCUUCCUUUAGCACUUAAAGUAUUAGGUUCUGCAUUAUUUGGUAGAAGAAUGGAUGCAUGGAAGAGUGCACGAGAUAAACUAAAAGCAGAACUUGAUAGCAACAUUAUGGAUAUACUUCAAAUAAAUUUUGAUGGGCUAAUGGAUACACAAAAAGAACUAUUUUUAGAUAUUGCAUGUUUCUUCAAAGGAGAGGAUGUAUAUUGCAAAAGAGAUAUACUUGAAAGUUUUGGUUACUAUCCAGACUAUAAUAUUGAUGUUCUUAUGGACAAAUGUCUCAUUACCAUUAAUGAAAUGGGAACUUUGUGGAUGCAUGAUUUGCUACAAGAAAUGGGUCAAGAAAUUGUUCGUCGUGAAUCUCCUAGAGAGCCGGGUGGACGUAGUAGGUUGUGGCUAUAUGACGAUAUCCUUCAUGUGUUGAAGAAUAAUACAGGAACAGAGGUAGUUGAAGGCAUAGUUCUAAAAAUACCUAUUCAUAAAGAGGAACAAUUGAAUGCUGAAGCCUUCUCAAAGAUGAAAAAAUUGAGAUUGCUUAAAAUUGGUAAUGUGCAAGCUCCACAAGGCCUCAUUAGAGGUAAUGUGCAACUACUACAAGGCCAAAUUAAAGGUAAUGUGCAACUUCCACAAGGACUCAAUUAUCUCCCUAAUGAGUUACGCAUUAUAGAAUGGCAUGGAUAUCCUUUAAAAUCUAUGCCCAGAAGUUUCGAACCAAACAAACUUGUUGAAUUCAUAAUGCAUUGCAGCAACAUCAAACAACUGUGGAAAGGAACUAUGCAGAAUUUAGACGGGUUAAAACUCAUAGACUUGAGUGACUCUCAAAACUUGAUUGAAACCCCGAACCUUAGUGGAGUCCCAAAUCUUAAGCAACUAAUUCUUCGACAUUGCACAAGAUUGUAUAAGAUUCAUGAAUCUCUUGGAAAUCUUAAAUUGCUUAUUCGAUUGGAUCUGAAUGGUUGCGAACGCCUUGAAAGCUUUCCACACAAGAUCAACUUGGAAUCUCUUGAAAUUUUUGUUCUUUCUGGUUGUUCAAGAUUGAAGAAGUUUCCUGAGAUUGUGGGAAAUAUGUCACGUUUGUCAGAGCUUUAUUUGAACAAGACUGCUAUCAAAGAUCUACCAUUAUUUGUGGAGCAUUUAACUGGGCUUAUUAAAUUGGAUUUAGGAUACUGCAAAAACCUUUCAAGUCUUCCUGAUGCCAUUUGUAGUUUGACGUCUCUAAAAACUCUUAGUUUAUCUGGCUGCUCAAAACUUUACAAAUUACCAGAGAACUUGGGGAAUCUUGAAGGUUUGGAGGAGCUUGAUCUAAGUGAAACUGCUAUAAGAGAGCUACCUUCCUUAAAUUAUCUAAAAGUACUACAUCUACAUGGAUGUAAAGAGUUAUCACCUAAAUCAUCAAAUAAGUUCCUCAGUUUUCCUUUAAUGCACAGAAGAAGAAGUCCAAAUCCCAUGGCUAUGUUAGAGCAUUCUUUAUCUGGCUUAUGGUCUUUGACCGAUCUGGAUCUAAGUUAUUGCAAUCUUCAAGCAAUUCCUUAUAUUGUUGGCUCCAUGUCAUCUUUAGAAAAUUUAAAUCUAAGAGGAAAUAAUUUUGUUUGCCUUCCUAAAAGCAUCAUUGAACUAUCUAAACUGCAAAGGCUUCAUUUGAGUGGUUGCACGAGUCUUCAAUCAUUGCCCAAGCUUCCAUUAAGUAUUAAAGCAAUUGAUGCAACAGAGUGUACCUCAUUGGAAACAUUAUCAUUCAGACCAGAAGAUGAGUUUCAUCCAGAAUUUUGUCUUCUCAAUUGUGACAAAUUGAUUGAGAAUCAAGGCUACAGUGACAUGUUGUUAACAAUGUUAAGACGUUAUGUCAUCAAGAAACACUGUAAGCUAGACGGAGAGUCAUGUGGUUUCCAAAUUCCUGGAAGUGAAAUUCCAAAUUGGUUUAGCCAUCAAAGUGUGGGAGAGUCAAUAAGUGCACAAGUGCCAUCAGAUUUAUGUAAUAAAUUGAUGGGAAUUGCUAUAUGUGUUGUUUUUAUAUUCCAAGAGCAUCAUCCAGUUAACCAACCUAAUUGGAGAUAUUCCAAAAUUACACAUGAGCUUGUGUGUUCUUAGAGCCAACGAAUAUGAAUGUACCAUAUUGAACUUUCCUUUAUUUGAUGAAUUUUGUAAGAUUAAAUCGCAUCACCUUUGGUUGGAAUAUUUUCCCUCUCUAUUUUUCAAUAGGGGCUGGAAACAAGCAUUGAAUCAAGUUGAUGAUAAUGGAUUCAGUCAGAUUGAGAUCUUAUUUGAAACCGAUGGUCUAGGCUUGGAGGUUACAAAAUGUGGUGCCCAUUUGGUAUUUGAGCAGGAUGUUGAAGAUCUCAAACAAAAUAUGGUUAGGCCUAGCAGCUGUAGCAUCACUCCUUAUGACGAUGAUUUAGAAGAUUCAACAAAAAAUACCAAAAUUAAGCGAAGUCAUGAUGACUUUGGUGGGGAUGAGGCUGGACCUAGUGGUGGAGAAGGUACCUCUAACUCUAAUGAUGUAAACAUACCACAACCAAAAAGGAUUCGACACUCUAAUCUAAUUGAAAGAUUCACUCUAAGUUUGGGAAAUUUUUUUGGAAAUUUAAGCACACAAUUACAAGGAAACUCUGAUUGUGAGGAAGAGGAAUCCCCGUGAAAGUGGCAGCUUUGAUGAAUUUGCAGGGUUCUUUUUUCCUGAUUUAUGGUAUUUUGGAUACGAUGAAAUUAUUGGACUUUUUUUGGCAAGGAGAUAUUAUCACAUUGCUAGCAGGCAAGAAGAUGUGUGCAAUUUCUUUUGAAACCGAAGUGAUAGAAGAUAUGUGCAAUUGAUUGUGUGCUCAUCAUUUUUGUUCAAUUUUGUUAGAGGGUCGGCACUUUUGCUGCUCUAUUUAUGGUAUUUGCUAUAAUUUUCCAUAGGAGAUUACAAUAGAUGCAUGCCACUUCAAUGUGUAAUCAAAUGAAAAGAAGAAAAUUUGGGCCCUUUUUCCCAAA